AUGGCCAAAAGAUAUUUCGGUAUCUAUAAAGGAAAAUGGUACAGACCAGAAAAUUACCAUCCGAAGGUCUCAGCAACAUCUGAAUGGCGCCCAGUUGGAAGUGUUGAUCUGUUCAAUACUUGUAGUAUACUCUCCAAAGCCUCAUAUAUCGCAAUUGAUGAAAAGUCAUCCUGGAUACCUGUUAGUGCCUCCACGUCAAGCUUGAUUGUCAAUGGCGCGAUUUCUCUGAUCCCAAAUGCAACCAAGCACAUUCAGUUUCUAGCAUUUGGGAUAGAACCUUUGAUUUCUCAAGACAACUGUAAUUUCAUUUAUGAAGAAAUCAAUCGUUGGUUUCUCAAUUCCUCGUUCGGAAAUCAAGAGGAGGCAAAUGAGCUCGAUGAAAUUGAAUUGAAAAGGAGAUCUAAGGACCGAAGGUUUAAGGGUGAUGGGUACACCAACAAAGAGCUCAAAGCAGGGAAGAAGAGUGUUGAUCGAUGGCCAAUGUUUUACAUCAAUGUUCACCAAGUCGAUCCAUUAAAGCAUGCAAGAUUGAAGGUUGACGAUGUGUUAGACGAGAAGCGGAAUACUCUUGACAAGAUUCUGAAAUUUUUGCACGCGAUUAUUGUAGAAUUUCUAACCAGGAAUCAUUUCCGGCCAAAACUGGCACGCGGGAAUCGCACUAAGAGAUCAGAAUUGGCCACUUCAACAACAAAUUCAGAGAUUCUGGAGCAAAGUGGACCAACUAAGACCAAUCAAUCUUGUCAAGAUAUGAAAACUUUCCCAACUACGCCGGGGUCUUCUGGUGAUGGCGACGAGAAUAACAGCCAGAAAAGAGUAAGAAUAGAUACGCUGGGAACGAAAGUAAAACUUCCUUCUUUUCGUCAGUCGCAUUCCGCGUCUGAUUCCCCUUUUGGGUCUUGGUCAAAAAUCAAAACAGGGAUUGAACAACCACAUAGAAAGUUUACAGAUACGCCAGAAAACUUUAGUAUACCAGUAAAAGUUAGCUCAAAGGUGGAGGUGCGAGCAGAAACAGCUUUGUUUUCCAAAUCAGGACAAUUGACUCGAUGUACUUUCGAAGAAAGUCAAGCACCAAUCUCCAAAGCAACACCGUUCACUGAUAAAGUGCAAGAAUCAGAUGAAAUGGAGAUGAACUGGCUUGUAUGGGUCAAUCCUGUAAAUAAAGUCAAAUCUCUAGUGAACAGGCGGACGGGUCUUGUCGUAUCUGAAAAGAAAGAGGACGGAAAGCACAUAAAACAGUUUAUUUCCAAUUCAUCUUCUCGCUUGACUGCGGUCAAAAAGUCUCUUACAAGCGAUAAGCAGCCUAUUCCAUGGAUCGAUGACAUUCUGAAUAGGUGGGAGAAUCCAGUGUUCGCUCCUGCUCAACCUUCAAUACCUCAGGUAUCGAUGGAUGGGCUAGAUCUGGAGACACAAGAAAUUAUACAUGGUCGUCAUCAACACUGUUCACAAGCUGAAAUCGAGAAGGCAUUUGAAGACACUUCAUCAGGACUUCAUGGGCGCAUCUCAAAAAAAGCUUUACGAGACGCAGAGAUCAUCUCACAAGUAGAUAAAAAGUUUAUUCUGGCCAAUCUUCAAAGAAGAUCUAUAGCUGGAGAAGAUUCGACUUCUCUUCUUGUGAUUAUCGAUCAGCACGCAGCGGACGAACGAAUUCGAAUAGAAACUCUUUUAUCUGAUUUUCUUACAUCGCCCACAGUCUCAAACAUUCCAGCGUCAGCAUCAGUAUUCACUACACCUCUUGAGAAAUCCCUUAACUUUAAUAUCUCAACAAAAGAUUCUCAGCUUUUUCGUACCUACAUGAAUCAUUUUUGCUAUUGGGGAAUCAUUUAUUCAGUUUCGCCAACGGGUACCACUAUCACCGUCCGAUAUCUUCCACCCUUGAUAACUGCCAGACUUGUCGCAAAUCCGAGCCUACUCCUUCAUAUUCUCCGUACAGAGCUUUAUUCGUAUCAUGAGAAUCCAACUUUGCAUCCUACCGUUACCCCAGCAUCCACUUGGAUUGAGAGGAUAGCUCACAUCCCAAAGAGCGUCUUGGAGCUGUUGAAUAGUAGAGCUUGUAGGACUGCAAUUAUGUUUAAUGAUGAACUUGGUGUUGAUGAGUGCAGAGAGUUGGUUAGAAGAUUGGCAAACUGCAAGUUUCCUUUCAUGUGUGCACACGGGCGAGUGAGCAUGGUACCACUUGGGGAACUUGAGAUGAUGACAAAUGUGGAAGAAGGUGGUGAUUGUUCACAUUCAGUACGGUCUGAUCAAGGAAACAAAACUGGGAGUAGGCACGGGACGCUUGGCACUAAAUGGGGAAAAUGGAUGAGCCAGCGAAGAAAAAAUAGUAAGAAAGAACAAUUAAAGCAAGACGAAAACCUUAAGUGCUCUCGAUACAACAACAAUCGCAUCACAAUUAUAACCAAAAUCGCAACUACAACUGCGACUGCGACUGCGACUACAAAACCACCGAAAUUUCUAGUGCAACAAAAUGGAAAAUCAGGAGCACCCUUUCGUUUUCGAGAACGGCGACGUGCGAGCCAAAGCCAAACAUGGUGGACGAAUAAAUCACUUUCAGAUUAUCCUCUCAUGCGCUUUGCUUCGCCAGCUCAGUUUUGGAAGAAGUUCGUUGAAGAGCCAAAUUCGAAGAAAGCCUGCGGAGUCCCCGAAGAGCCAUUUCCCGACAUUGAGUUGGAUUUUACAGACGAUAAUCCAGAAGCUUUGUUGAUACUUCUACGGAUUGCGCAUCUGAAAUUCUCGAAGAUUCCCUCGCAAUUACCGUACGAAGUUCUAUACAACAUUGCCGUUAUCUGCGAUCAGUACGACUAUAGAAGUCUGGUUAAACCAUGGAUUCAGGGUUGGUUGAAAGAUGAGGCAAAUGAGGCGUAUCUACCACACCGAGAAGGAUGGUUAUGGAUUGCCUAUUACUUUGGGAGAAAAGAAAAAUUCUACCACAUGAUGAAAAUUCUGGCACUGCAACUAACCAUUGGCGAUGAUGGGAGAUGUGUGAUGGGUAAUCCGCCAUUCUACACAGAACCCUACCCGUUGGAUUUGGAAGGGAGUCCGUUACCUCUUGAAAUCACAGAUACAAUCAUUCGCUUGCGUAAAGAUAUGAUCUACUCCCUGACAACAUUUACCGCAGACAUCAUGAAAGGGCUCCUGAACGGCAAUGUGAACAGCCCAUGCAAAGAGCUAUGUCCGUUGGCAAUGUACGGGCUUAUGAGCAAACAUCUGGGCGAAUAAAAUCUGUGGCCUCUACCAAGAACAGAAGAUUACGAUUUAACCCCUUACCAAUUGUAUAAAAAGGUGAAUUGCGCUCUACAUUUGAGCUCCCUUGCCCAUAAACCCAUGGCAAACCUCCACACUAGCCGCUCCCGCUGUUACUUUACGGAUGAUUGGAAGCAGCUACUCCUUCAAAGCAAAGAUAAAAUACGCAAUUGCGGUGUUCGUUGGAAUGGAGGAGAAACUGGCGUAGAGAUAUUUCAGAAAUUUAUGGAUCACGCGGUCGAAGAGGUUGGCAACUUUGACUGUCCCAGUA
Molecule: messenger RNA, 3511 nt
Organism: Botrytis sinoallii
Lineage: Eukaryota; Fungi; Ascomycota; Leotiomycetes; Helotiales; Sclerotiniaceae
Exons: 4
Coding region: 1-3216 (1071 amino acids)
Biological process (GO): mismatch repair
Cellular component (GO): mismatch repair complex
Molecular function (GO): ATP binding; ATP hydrolysis activity; ATP-dependent DNA damage sensor activity
Source: RefSeq, a predicted model, not a curated record